CAAGUGGCCAGAUCCUUCACGUUCUAGCUUCAGCUAAGUCCAUUGUGUACAGAGCUCAAACUUGGUUUUCUACUCGAUCACCUGCAAUUCUGUGGUUUGAGUACUCCGUCUCCAAGAGCUUUCGAAUUGAUCACUUGGUAUUCAGAAAAUGAAUCAGCAACUGGACGAGCUCAUUCCUGAGAAUGAUCGGCCACAUACUAGUGGACUCGCCGGCACCGAAGUUUUGCUCGUUGAGCAAUCCGACUAUGUGGUGUUGGACAAUGGGAUAGUUCAAGUAACGCUAACCAAGCCUGGCGGCAAUGUAACCAGCAUCAAAUAUGGGGGCAUCGAAAAUCUUCUGGAAUAUAAGAACAAGGAGACAAACAGAGGAUACUGGGAUAUGAACUGGAGUCAUGAGAAGGGUGGACAAGAUAACUUUCUAGUUUUCUUUGGAACCAUCUACAAAGUCAUUCACAAAGAUGCAAAUAGAGUGGAGGUUUCAUUUCUACGGCCGUAUGAUCCCGCAUAUCCAUCAGAAUUGCCUCUCAAUGUCGACAAGCGAUUUGUGCUUCUGAAAGGAAGUUCGGGGUUCUACUCUUACGGCAUUUAUGAGCGACCCGCAGGAUGGCCUGAGUUCAACCUGAACCAGACACGAAUCACGUUCAAGCUCAGCAAUGACAAGUUCCAUUACAUGGCCAUAGCAGACGACAGACAGAGAUUCAUGCCUUCUCCGGAGGAUUUGAUGCCGGACAGGAGUCAGCAGCUUGCGUACCCCGAAGCCCACCUCCUGACGAAUCCUAUUGACCCUGCAUUCCUCGGUGAGGUGGACGAUAAGUAUCAGUACUCCAAGGAGAACAAGGAUCUUAAAGUGCACGGUUGGGUGAGUACCAACCCUAUGGUUGGUUUCUGGAUCAUCUCUCCGAGCUACGAAUUUCGCAAUGGGGGAGUCACGAAGCAGAAUUUGACUGCUCACGUCGGUCCUACAUGUCUGGCUAUGUUUCAUAGCGCGCAUUAUGCUGGGCUCGAUCUAUGCCCUCAUUUCCAACAAGGGGAAGCUUGGCAGAAGGUUUUUGGGCCCGUCUUCAUCUACCUCAACUCAGCACCAGUCGGCACUCCUUAUCCUGCUCUUUGGCAAAAUGCUCAAGCUCAAGUGACGAGGGAAAUGGCAGCAUGGCCAUAUUCCUGGCCCGCUUCAGAUGCUUACCCAAAGGCAGCAGAACGUGGCACUCUUUGUGGCCGCCUCCUCGUUUCAGAUCCGUUGCAGUCCCCAUACACUUGGGUAGGCAGGAACGCAUACCUCGGAUUAGCGAUCCCAGGGGAGACAGGCUCAUGGCAAAGUGAAAGCAAGGGCUAUCAGUUCUGGACUCAAGCGGAUGCUUAUGGAUGUUUUAGUAUUAGAAACAUCCGUGCUGGCUUGUAUGAUCUCUAUGGAUGGGUUCCCGGUGUAGUGGGAGACUACAAAUUCGAGCGUGGUCCCAUUCGCAUACAACAAGGUGGGAUCAUAGAUAUGGGUGAUUUAACAUACUAUAGUCCUCGAAACGGGCCUACUGUGUGGGAGAUUGGCGUCCCCGACCGCACAGCAGCAGGAUUUUUCGUCCCCGAUCCAAAUCCAAAAUAUGUCAACAAGCUGUAUCUUAACAGCAGCCAAAAGUGGCGGCAGUAUGGCUUGUGGGAGCGAUACACAGAACUGUAUCCUACAAAUGACUUGGUGUACACAGUCGGUCAAAGUGACUGGCGAAAGGAUUGGUUCUAUGCUCAUCUCAAUAGGAUCAUGCCUGAUGGUUCCUACGCACCUACAACCUGGGAGAUUCGAUUUGAGCUCUUGAAAGUGGUCCCUGACAGCCCGUAUAAACUUCGUAUUGCAACGGCAUCUUCACAUACAGCGUCCAUCCAGCUGUUUGUGAACAAACUUGACUACGCGAAACCUGUGUUUGACACCCUACAGUACGGGAGAGACAAUGCUACAGCACGCCACGGCAUCCAUGGCCUUUACACGCUCUGGAACAUUGACAUAGAGCCAAAACUUCUGCAAGUUGGGAAAAACAGCUUCUAUCUCUCACAGCGGAAAGAUUACGGGCCUUUUGCAGCAGUCAUGUAUGAUUAUCUGCGGCUGGAAGCGCCUGCGAGUAGUUUUCCCGGGAUCUUAGAUUCAGCGAAAUAAACUCCUGCUUCAGAGCAGAUGCUAGUAAGAUAUCUUUUUGAUCCAAGCCAAUCUUGAAUCCAGUUACUUAAUUUUCAGUCUUGGACAGAAAUUAAAGGAAUUAUAACAAACUGCAAUCAAUUGGUUACUGGUUCAAGUGA
Molecule: messenger RNA, 2280 nt
Organism: Physcomitrium patens
Lineage: Eukaryota; Viridiplantae; Streptophyta; Bryopsida; Funariales; Funariaceae
Biological process (GO): carbohydrate metabolic process
Molecular function (GO): carbohydrate binding; catalytic activity
Source: RefSeq, a predicted model, not a curated record